CGCGUUCGGGUGACGUGUCCGCCAGCGUCCGGCUGUGGCGGCGGCAGCGGCAGCGGCGGGUGGGAAAUGGCGGAGUAUUUGGCCUCCAUUUUCGGCACAGAAAAAGACAAAGUCAACUGUUCGUUUUAUUUCAAAAUUGGAGCUUGUCGUCAUGGAGACAGAUGUUCUCGGUUGCAUAAUAAACCAACUUUUAGCCAGACCAUUGCCCUCUUGAACAUUUACCGUAACCCUCAAAACUCUUCCCAGUCUGCUGACGGUUUGCGCUGUGCAGUGAGUGAUGUUGAAAUGCAAGAACACUAUGAUGAAUUCUUUGAGGAGGUUUUUACAGAAAUGGAAGAAAAGUAUGGUGAAGUUGAGGAGAUGAAUGUUUGUGAUAACCUUGGGGAUCAUCUUGUAGGAAAUGUAUAUGUAAAGUUUCGCCGUGAAGAAGAUGCAGAAAAGGCUGUCAUUGACUUAAACAAUCGCUGGUUUAAUGGACAGCCAAUUCAUGCAGAGCUUUCACCUGUGACUGACUUCAGAGAAGCUUGCUGUCGCCAAUAUGAAAUGGGCGAAUGUACUCGAGGAGGCUUCUGUAACUUUAUGCAUCUGAAACCCAUCUCUAGAGAACUACGACGAGAGUUGUACGGGCGUCGUCGUAAGAAGCAUAGGUCCCGAUCGAGAUCUCGUGAACGUCGUUCUCGAUCAAGAGAUCGUGGCCGUGGUGGUGGAGGUGGCGGUGGUGGCGGCGGCGGUGGUGGUGGUGGCGGAGGUGGUGGAGGAAGGGAACGUGAUAGGAGGCGGUCAAGAGAUCGUGAAAGAUCUGGUCGAUUCUGAGCCAUGCCAUUUUUACUGUAUGUCUGCUAGAAAGUCUUGUAGUUGAUUGACCAAACAAAGUUCAUAAUGAGAAUUUUUUUUUCUAAAAAACAACAAAACAAAAAAAAAAGAUGGGCUUCUGAAUAAAAUUUGUAGUGAUACAGUAUUCUUGGCGUAACUAUUUCUUGUGGGAAGUCUUAUUAAUUUUCAUUUCUUUACCUCAUCAAAUGCAUGACCUGGCAGUGCUUGAGGUGAAGGUAAUACAGAUUCCCUGCCCUUUAAAUGUUUGGGGAUAGAUAAAAGUUGAUUUGUGAACUUUAUAUAAAUAGAAAACUUAUUUGAAGAAACCAUAAACUGAACAAGUAACUAAAAAGGCUUGAUGCAUAAAAAUUAACUUUUAUAAUAUUUUCUUUCCUGCUAUGUGAGUGUCAGGUUAAUUUAAACAGACCUGGAAACAUCUUUUUUAUUUACUCUGUAGAAAUACUUAGCUGGAAACUUGAUUUGUGACCAGAAAUGUCUGCACUGUAAACUAGCAUAUUUACAGUAAAGCCAAUUUUUUUAGUAUAAAAUAUUGUCUUAGUGUAUCUUUAAUGGAAAUUGAUAGUGGUGUCUGUAUAUAAUUAAAGGUUUUUUAAAUGGUAUUUCAUGCUUAAUGCCCCAAAAUUAGAGUAGUGCCUAGAAGAUCAGUAUUAAGAUUAUGCCAAUAUUGAUAGUGUCUCAUAAGAAUCCAUUAGGGCCAUUCUGCCACAAUUGGUAGUCCACAAGGCAAGUUAAAUCUUUUAAAUCAAACUAAUAUAUCCUAAAGGGUUUCUCCAAAAAUCACCCACCUAAAGAUCAGAUUUAUUCAUAUUUAAUUUCUCUGCUUUGUAAAGUAAUAUAAUGAUUAGUGGUUGUGCAUUAAAAUUUCUAAAAUUGUUAAUUAACUUCUAUCAGUUAAUAUACUAUUUAAAUGCUGGCAGUUGAAAAUGUUUUUCUUUUUCCCUCCUUUUCAGUGUAUAGCAGAACUAAGAUUAAAGUUAAGAAUGAAAAAGCUUUUUAAAAAGCUUUAAAGCUGAAAUGGACAGUUGUCAAAGGCAAACCCAAUACAUGUGUCUAAGUGAUUGACUAGAGAAACAUGAGAGUUCCAACAGAGGUUAUCCAAGCCUACUUUAUCAUGAUUGUUCUAUAUAGUGUAGGCGAACCUUUAUUAUCGUGUGUGUAUUUAAAAAUCAGCUUUUUCACUGUAUAUGCAGUUCCCCCCUGUUCAAUUUAAUUUUCAGAAAAAUGCACAUUACUUUGUUGGAGAGAGCACCCUGCUUUUCAAAAGCUAGAAAUUCAAUAAAUCUUUUAAAAGAACAUAUUCUUGGCCUAUAUUUUUCAUGAAGGUAAUGCUUAUGAAAUAAACUUGAUAAAAAGUCUCCACUAAUUGGUGAAGUUAAUUCCAUUGAUUAUAACCCAGAUAUGAGGUGUAGAAAUUUGAUACUGGAUCUUUUUACUACAGGAAUCACCAUACUAGUCAUAGGGGGAGGGGGACUUAUGAAAAUUAAUUUGAAGUUAGUGAACCAGUUAACUUAGUUUUGAUCAUUGUAUCUUCCCUCCAAAGUAAACAUGAAAUCAAUCAUUUGAUGCAUCAUAGAUUUCAGUGAAAACUUGUAAUCGCCAUUUAGACAAGAAAGGUAGGGGAUGUUUUACUUUUUUUUCUUGAUUUUUCCUGUGAACUAGCUUAUAAUUAAAAUCUUAUAAGUUUCUUUAAGCAUUUUCACCUGAAAUUACUGAAGAUUUAGACAGUAAAACUUGAGGAAACCUACUCACUUCGUACCCUCCCCCUCUGUGCCUCUAAUACAGGACUGGAAUAAGGAAGAAGAGGAAAGUUUUGUUCCAAAGAUGACAUCACACUGUGUUGCUACUUCUAUUUGAGUAUACUAUGAUCUCAACUGGUGAAUAACAGCUAAUAAACUUUAAGUAAACUCAUGGAAUCAGCCUACAGGAAGUAAAGUGAUAACUUUACUUGGGUCCAUGAAAUUUUUCUUUUUGAUUGGAAUUUAUCCCAAGUGGCUUCUUUUUUUGCUUUAGGUUAAAAUCCAAUUAUUUCUGUAAAAUGUUGCUUGUCCAUGAAUAUUAUAUGAUGUAUGUUUAAAAGAAUGUAAAACCAAAUGGAGAAAAGUUGUUGAAAAUAAAGGUUUUUUAAAUAAGGAA
Molecule: messenger RNA, 2967 nt
Organism: Phascolarctos cinereus (koala)
Lineage: Eukaryota; Metazoa; Chordata; Mammalia; Diprotodontia; Phascolarctidae
Gene: U2AF1
Product: U2 small nuclear RNA auxiliary factor 1
Biological process (GO): mRNA splicing, via spliceosome
Cellular component (GO): U2AF complex
Molecular function (GO): metal ion binding; RNA binding
Source: RefSeq, a predicted model, not a curated record